Molecule: messenger RNA, 1761 nt
Organism: Myotis daubentonii (Daubenton's bat)
Lineage: Eukaryota; Metazoa; Chordata; Mammalia; Chiroptera; Vespertilionidae
Exons: 12
Source: RefSeq, a predicted model, not a curated record
AUGAAUGACUUCAUCAAGGUCCAUGGCACCCAAUUCAUGGAGUUCUCAGAAGUGGAGAACCAGGAUGACUACUAUAGCACCGAAGCUGGCUACGUCCACACCCAGGACCAGCAAGGGGUGCAUGUCAUGUAUGACGAGGCCUUGAGUGACCUGAAGGAACUAGAGGCAGAACUGCUGCUGGUGGCCAGCCAUUACAUUGAGAAAGAAAAAGGUCACAAAGAGGGCAGCAAGUCAAAUGCUGGCCAGGUCUGGGGAUGGGCCCAUGCAGGAGUGGACAGAUUUGCUGUGCUGUGUGACCUGUGGACUUGGGAGGCAGCCCUUCUAGAAAACAAGCGCCAGCUUCUCGACUGUUACUUUGAAGCCUACCAGCACACGCUGGACCCCGAGGAGAGGUUUGCCUUAGCACAAGUGAUCACUGACAUCAUGUACAGGGGCCCCAGGUUUGAUCUCAGCCACCCUUACUUCAUUAAGGCCUACCGAGAUGAAUGCACCUGCCUGAGGCUUCACCAGCAGCUACUGAGGGGCAUCCUCAACCAGCACAUAGAGCGGCAGCGGGAGUAUGUCCAGAGGCUUUGGCAAGAAGGCCGUCCCGAUGAGAGCAAUAACUUUGGACUUCCCCUUAACAUAAUUUGCAAACAACUUGUUUCCAUCAACAAUAGCUGCCCCGCAUUGAAAAACAUUUAUCUGCUGGAGUUCCACCCUUCCCUGGGCCUGGCACCGCUCAUCCCCAGAGCCCUCGAGCACCUCUUCCAGGAGGCCCGCCACAUCUGCAGGCCUGCAUCAUCCAGCGGCCUCGCCCUGCUGGAGAGGCGGCUGCUACAGCUGGCCCUGGAUGUGUGGCUCACCCCAGCCACGCCCGAGUCCUGGUACAGCGCGCAGCUCCAGAAAGAUCUGCUUUCAGCGAAGGUGAUGGGCGAUCCCUUUCUUGUGGAGGAGGUAGGCCUGCUUGCACUUAAGUCUGCAGCAGCCGGAGGACAGAACCAAGGCCGAGGUGCUCGUGUGCUGCUCCUGGAGACGUUUUCCAAACUUCUGGAACUUGUGACCCUCCGCCACCGGCUGAUAGAAAUGAGCCUGGAGAGCGCACGCUUGGUUCGUCUCUAUAAGAAAAUGGCAUGGGAGAUGGGCUUUGAAGAGUUCCAUUUGCAUCUGAGGCCUGUUCACUUUGAAUUUGCAACACACAAGGACAAGGUGGAUCAUCCACCGCCUGUCUUUAUCACCUCUCUGCUGGAGAACAGUGAUUGCGUAGACAGAUAUUCUCCUACUACUCUUGUCUUGGCCAUCUCUGAGGUGGAUGAUAACCAAGUUGGCAAAUUUAGUUUUUAUACAAAGGAAGCCAUCCUUAAGCUCUUGUUCCAUUCGGGAGUUGAAAACAUGCAAGUGACUCUUGCAUGUCAAGCUGCUCAGAAAAAUGCUUUGAUGGUGGCUGUCCAGCAUGCGUUCUUCUAUCACACUCCCCGAGAGGGCUGUCCUGCUGAUGUCCAGGUCAGCCUGUAAGAUAGGGAGCCUGAGGCAUGCUACCAUGACCCACCAGCUAACAUCAGAUUUAACCACCGCAUGUCUCACUAUGCUCUUCGGGGUCAGAUCAUGGCCUACUGCAAUAGCCUGAGGGCCCUGCUGGAAGAUUUCCCUACCGUCAGGGACACCGUUUUCCUGGUGGGGCAACCACAAGAGAAGAAGGGGUUGAGGGAUUCCAAGAAGGGCUGCAAGGAUGACCUCAGUGGCCACUCCUAUGUUGAUACUGACAAGGUGCCCAAUUUGUGA